Prorocentrum cordatum is the source of this 556-nucleotide messenger RNA. The record is from the annotation of a GenBank genome assembly. Lineage: Eukaryota; Dinophyceae; Prorocentrales; Prorocentraceae.
GAAGUCCGUGCCGUCGACCGAGCUGGCCGCGGCCGCCCCCGGUGCCUGCGCCCAGGCUGCUGGCACGCAGCCGCCCGGGGCCGCCCGGUGGCCGUCGACGAUGCGGCUGACGCCCGACGCGCUCACGGCCGCUGGCCUGGACGGCGGUGGCUCCGUCGGCGGGACCGGCUGGGAGGUGCGCAGCGCCACCGUGGACGACGACAGCCGAUCCGAGCUGGGCAGUUGCAUCGGUUCGGUCGUCGACGUCAACGUCGACGAUCUGGUUAACGACAUCUUCGACCUCAAUGGCGGCGACCACAGCAGAUCCGAGCGGGGACCCCUGCCUGGACUUCGGCGUGGAGGCCAGCGGACCGCUGAUGGACAAGACGCUGUCCGCGCCCGUCACGCCGAUGAAGGCCUGUCGCGCGCCUCGCGCGUUUGCGGGGGCGCCUUUGCGCGGGUCGGCGUCAAGCCGAGGAUUUCUGUGGCGGCCAGCCGUGUUGCCAGAGCGUCCCGCUGCUGGGGUCGUUCGGCCGUUCGCGCCAGGGAGCCCAGCUCCGCAGAUGAAAACGUCCGG